AUGGUCUUAAACAAUCAGACACCCACUAGAAAUGACAAAGUGAUUGACUUAUCUAUAGUAACUGGCUCCCUGUCACAGAACAUCAGCAACUGGAAAGUACAAGAAGAAGCUUACUUAAACACAGAUCAUAAACUCAUAACAUUUCAACUGGGUGAAAAAGAGACCUGGAAAGCUGAAGAAAGAUGGGAUUUUAAAAAUGCCAAUUGGUUAACCUGGGAAAAAGAAACUUCAGAGAGAUUACAGUCAUGGAUUGAACAACAAACAAACUCAAGUGUGGAUGUAAUGUAUGCAUCUCUAGUAGAGACUCUUCUCAGCUGUGCAGAAAAUGUGAUACCUAAGAAGAAGAUUUGUCCACAUAGCAAAGGUUAUUGGUCACCUGAAUUAAAUGAGCUCAACAAAAAGUUCAAACAGGCAAAAAGAAAAUUCCAGGUAAGGUCAGAUCCGGCUAAUGAACGUGCAGUUAGUAUUUCAAGACAGGCAUUCCAGGAAACUAUAGAAAAGGCAAAAACUGCAUACCUUGACCUACUGACACAUGAGCUGGAUCCUAGGAAACCAGAGAAGUUUUGGAAAAUAAUAAACAAACAUAGAAGUGAUGAAUCCAAGUGUGCAGUCCAGCCUAUUGUUAAAGAAGACUUAUCCUUAGCAGUAUCUGAUGUGGAGAUUUUUCAAGAAAUGAAACAAAAAUAUGGUAAAGAAACACUCGAAGUGAAAGAAAAGUGCCAUACACAUUACUACCAAAUUGAAAAUCAAGUUGAAACCAUUGAAAAUGAUGAAAGAAUGUCUCUGGUGAGAGAUCCACACACAAUGGAAAAUUCAGACAUAACACUUGAUGAAGUAGAAUCGGUAUUAAAAGAAUUUGACAAGAACAGUGCACCAUGUCCAGAAGAGAGAAUUUUUGGGAGUUUGGAGGGCUGGUCUACUCCAAAAGGCAUUCAACAGCAACAUUCGUGGAAGACUUUGGAUAUACUUGAAGGAGUUCAUAACCGACAGAAAAUACUACCUAAAGGCUGCAUGGCGACUGUGAACAGCUAUCGAGGGGGUGGGAACCUAGCUAGGACCAUCUACAAUCGCAUGCUGGAGGAUCAGAAACACAAGACUGACAACCAUCACUAUUGGUAUUCAGUUGACCAUAGUAGGCUUCCUGAGUGGAUGUGUGAUCACUUUGUUCAACUGUCCGAGGACUCCGAGACGCGAGAUUUCCUUGAAAACUGCUAUGAGAAGUCAGACUGGGUCGUAACUCAAAUCUACCAUUCACUUGCCAAGGCUUUCCUCAGCUGGUUUAUGGAAACGACAUCCAUCAAUGGGUUGCUAGGGCGAGGGUCCAUGUUUGUGUUUUCCCGAUCCCAUUUCCAACAACUGCUGGGGGUUUCAGCUGACUGGAGGGCUAGCAACUUGCUGGAUCUUGGCGCAGGAGAUGGGAAGGUGACAGAGAAGAUGGCCUCAUUUUUCUCCAAGGUUUAUGUAACUGAAACAUCUCCCACCAUGGUCAGCAGGCUUCAGGAAAAACAAUACAGAGUUCUUGGAAUUGAUCAAUGGGACAAUGGCUCAUUGCAAUAUGAUGUGAUAUCGUGCCUUAACCUGCUGGACAGGUGUGAUCGACCUAUGAGCAUCCUGCGCUCCAUGAGAAGGGUCCUUGCCCCUGGGGGCAGGGUCAUAGUUGCUGUUGUCAUUCCCUUUAGUCCCUUUGUGGAGUUUGGUUCAUCAAACAACAAGCCUACAGAGAGGUUAAACAUUGAUGGUGCUACAUUUGAGGCCCAGUGUGAGAGCAUGGUUCGCGACGUCUUCCGGCCGGCUGGGUUUUCCCUUCUCCACUUUUCCCGCGUCCCAUACCUCUGUGAGGGGGAUCUACAUUCCAGUUUUUAUGUGCUUAAUGAUACCGUGUUUGUGUUGACUGCAGACGAUCAUGGUUGAGUUUGGCAGUUUUAAUUUUAUUAUGCAUUCGACCUAUCUAAAGUUAUUAAAAUACUUAUGGUUUGUGUUUUAUACAGAAUAAUUCCUGUGUAGUGAAACAGCAUUACUAAGACACUAACUGGACAUGGGGUAUAACUGUUUAAGUGAAUACCCAUUUAAGGUGGAACUGCUGACAUUUCUCAAUAUAUUUUAAUGCCAUUUUUAUGUGCAAGAGAUCAUGAUAAAUUAUCUUAAGAAGUGCAAUGUUGUGCAACUGUUUGUUCUCUUUUAUGAAACAUUCAGGAAUAAAAAAAUGACAUAG
This is a messenger RNA of Mya arenaria, 2212 nucleotides long. RefSeq lists its product as uncharacterized. The record is from RefSeq and is a predicted model, not a curated record. NCBI's taxonomy places the organism in Eukaryota, Metazoa, Mollusca, Bivalvia, Myida, Myidae. Bases 1 to 1911 code for a protein of 636 amino acids. The transcript has 8 exons. Gene Ontology annotation, molecular function: protein-L-histidine N-pros-methyltransferase activity.